AUGGGCUUCCGUUCGCUGCUAAAGAGGNNGGCUCUGACCGAGAAUGACAAUGACAAGUUCUACAAAGUCGAGAUCGGCCAGGUCUUCUUGGAUCGGUACAGAAACNNCGGCGAACGCGCCGCUCUCAAGAUCCUCAACAGCGACUUCUAUAACGGCACACACCAGAUAUUCGAGUUGGAGGUGAUGACCAAGGUCACCGCUGUCUCCAAUCAAUCCACGCAUCCUGGCCGAAAUCAUGUUACAUAUCUGAAGAACCACUUUGAAAUCGAGGGACCCACUGGCAAACAUGUCUGCAUGGUGAUGCCUCUCCUGGGCGACAGUAUAGCUGAGAAAGCCACGACCGGACAUAUCAUGCGCAUACCUCCCCCAACAGUCAGAAACAUUGCGAAGCAAAUGCUCGAAGCACUAGACUUUUUGCACAGCGAGUGCGGUGUCAUUCAUACCGACCUUCAACCCUCAAACAUCCUCAAGGACGACCAAGGCCAGUCACCCCAAGAGAUCGACGAUCUCGUGCGCACACAAUCUUCGGGCCCUGAGUUCAACGAUUCGAACAUGCAGUUCCGUCUGAACGACUUAGGAAUCGCCUGCUUCAUAGAACAACACCUUACAGACGAUAUCCAAUCUGAAUAUCUUCGUGCGCCAGAGGUUACGCUUGAAGCACCUUGGGACCCCAGUGUUGAUAUCUUCAGUCUCGGCUGCCUGCUCUACCAAUUCAUAACUGGAGACUUGCCUUUUGUUGGACGACCUGGUCCAGGUGUGACCGCCGAACAAGAUCGCAUAGCCCUUUUGGUCUCUACUUUCGGACCCAUCCCCAACGUUGUCUUGGACAACGCCGCACUAGGGAAAGAGUUUGAGCAGCAGUGCAUCAAUGGGCAUGGAUUUCCCGUUUCUUUGGAGACUUUGGUGGGCCAGAGUUUUGCGGGUGACACGCAGGGCAUGUUGCCGAUUGAUGAAUUGGAACUGUUCUGUGACUUCUUGAGAAAAAUGUUGGCCUCGGAUCCAAGAGAAAGGCAGAGAGCGAGGCUUAUGACAGUCUGGAAAGCCCCCAAAUCUUCACGCCGCCCAAAAACUCUUAACCAUCACUAUUCCUCGAGGCAGGGACUGUUCGCUUUGACCGCUAGAUUCAGCAUGGUGGACCCAGCCACCCGAAUUGCCUCCGCCGCCCCUGUGGCAUCUCAGUAUGUUUCGAUUGUCCAGAAGAUCGGACGCACCAAGUCCAAAUUGGCGGAUCCGAUUUCACUCGUGGCCCUCGCUACCUCUGUGGCAUCUCUAUAUGCCUCUGGGGCACAAACGAUCAGACGCAUCAAUCCCGUCGUCCAUGUCGCAAAGGUGAGCAUGGAGCUAAUGGCCUUGGCCUCCAAGCUUCACAAGGUGAACAAGUCCCUACGCAUCAUAGGUGAACUCAUGGCAGCGACCAGGAAUAUUUCGGAUGUUGAUUUGAUCCUCGCUAUCGAGACCUACCAGUCGGCCACGGUUCAAGUGACACUUCUCAAUCAGAGUCUUGGCCACUUCGCUACAUUGAGAAGUUUCCAACGAGUCUUCUACGAGAAACAGAUUCUCAACGCUUUAGCCGAUAUUGAGUCCACUCGUGUGAACGUUGAGACUUUGCAUCGGAUCUUGGUUGUAGAUCAGGAGUACACGCACCUGUUCUACCUCAUAGACAAACUGCCGACAGAUGUUUUGAUAUCCCGUCAAACCAUCUUCCAGUACGGAUUCCUGGUGCAGAAUCUCGAACUUCUCUCUCUGGGCUUACCCAACGAGAUCAAUACUACAUUAGGGCUGAACGUCCUAGGCUUUGCCAAGACAAGCNNAAAGAGCAGCAAGAAAGGCAAGGCCGAAGUACACUAG
Molecule: messenger RNA, 1848 nt
Organism: Aureobasidium vineae
Lineage: Eukaryota; Fungi; Ascomycota; Dothideomycetes; Dothideales; Saccotheciaceae
Source: the annotation of a GenBank genome assembly